Lineus longissimus is the source of this 1982-nucleotide messenger RNA. RefSeq names its product peroxisomal membrane protein PMP34-like. Bases 75 to 1007 code for a protein of 310 amino acids. Gene Ontology annotation, molecular function: AMP transmembrane transporter activity; ATP transmembrane transporter activity; FMN transmembrane transporter activity. Gene Ontology annotation, biological process: transmembrane transport. The record is from RefSeq and is a predicted model, not a curated record. The transcript has 9 exons. Gene Ontology annotation, cellular component: peroxisomal membrane. NCBI's taxonomy places the organism in Eukaryota, Metazoa, Nemertea, Pilidiophora, Heteronemertea, Lineidae.
CAGUAUCUAAAAAUAGAUUUUAUGAGAAAAAUUGUUGGACAUCGGAACUUUAGGGAAAUUACAAGACUCUCAAUAUGCCAUACGAUCUAGAAAAAUUGUUCGGUUACCCAGUACUGGUCCAUGCAGUUGCAGGAGCUGUGGGUAUGGCCACAUCUAUGAUUGUCUUCUAUCCGCUCGACACAGCGAGGACAAGAUUACAAAUUGAUGAUCAAAGGAAGGCCAAAUCCACUCCUGCCGUUAUUGCCGAGAUAUUUAAAGAAGAACGAUUCUUGGGUCUCUACCGAGGCGUUUUUCCGCUCCUAACAACUAUCACAACGUCUUACUUUGUGUACUUCUAUGUCUACAAUGGUUUGAAAGCAGUUGCAUUCUACGAUAACAGCAAACCUGGUGCUAUCUCAGAUCUCGGAAUUGCAUUUAUAGCAGCUUGUAUCAAUGUACUGGCCACCAAUCCUCUGUGGGUUGUGUACACAAGGUUAAAGAUGCAAGGAGCCAAGUUCAAAACAAAGGAGUUGGAAAAGAAGAAAAUGCCAUUGUAUACAGGGAUUCUAGAUGCACUCCAGAAGGUGUGGAAAUUAGAAGGCUGGUCCGGUCUGUGGAGUGGAACCCUUCCAUCACUCAUCCUUGCUGCCAACCCAGCCAUACAGUUUAUGGUCUAUGAAGCCCUCAAAAGAUACAUGCAGGGGUUCACUAGACAAGCGGAGUUGAAUGGUGCAGUUUAUUUUUCCAUCGGUGCUGUGGCAAAAGUUGUGGCCACGUUGGCGACUUACCCCUUACAGUUAGUGCAAUCUAGAGUGCGGUCUGGCUACAAUGAAAAGAGCUCGGCAAGUCUGCGAAUGGUGCUUGUUGGAUUGUUACGUAAAAAUGGCAUCCUUGGUCUAUUCAAGGGCCUUGAAGCCAAACUCCUGCAGACUGUACUUACGGCUGCCCUGAUGUUCCUCUGUUACGAGAAGAUUGCUGCCUUCAUCUUCAAAAUAAUGGGCCAGCCACAACUAAUUGGAAAGAGGUAGAAGUGGCUAGAAGGAGGAGAGGACUGUACUCUUUCAAUAUCAGUAUGAAAUAGAAUACAUGGAUUGUCCUUUUCACCGUUGAGAAUCAGUGGCCAUAAUUCCACGGUGUUCAUAUAUAGGAAAUUAGAUUUCCAUCCAAGAAGUUUUAAGACUUAGACAGCAAGCUGAAAGUAUGGUGUAUGAACAACUAAAUAUACAUUGCCCUUUACACAGUAGAGAGAUGUUAGGCUUUAACACAGUAUGUAAAUUGUACUUAGGUCAUGCUUUGUUCAUUGUUGGAUUUGUUUUCCAAUUCGUCUUCUUUCGACAGUAUGUUAUCUGAAUUGUUAAGUUUUUGUCAGUAUUGGCUUGAUAUUGGAUCAGUUGGUUCCAAGUACUUCCGAUUGUGGUGCUGAUUCUAUAUUCUAAAAGCCCUAGGCCCUCGUACAGGGCAUCUGCUGUUAACUAAGUGAAUGGAUGCGUGCAAGAGACCGGUGACCCAUACUGUUGGCAAAUGGAAUUUGUUGGUACCAUUUAGUUUAUCUGAUUGCCCUCUAUGGACUAAACUCAAAAGCAUUGCUGAAUGUGGUACCAGUCUUGAAACAAGUGAUGGGCCUAAUACAGCAGUUACACUGGAAGGAAGAACCUGAUAAGUACAAUGCUUAAUCCAUUAGACUGUCAUUGUCGCCAAUAUUUUGACCUGGUGCAAAAACCCAUUUUUCUCAAAAUGAAGUGGAGUUCAUUCUUUCUUGUGCUCACCCCUUCAAUUGUCUGUGCAUUAAAGUGUGUUGGAUCUUGUGUUGCCAAUAAAAUGUAUCAAUAAAUAUAGAGACUGAAUGAACUUGUGUAAGAUGUGAUGUGGUCAAUGUCCGGCUAAUAUCAAUGAAGCCUACCUGUUUUGUUUCAAAAUUAUAUUUUGUAUUCCAGUGACGGUGAAACACUGUUGUUUAUUUUAAUGGUAGUGGAAAUUGUGUAAUAAAAGUAACUGAAAAGUGA